GCCACUCAAGUCCACGCGCCUCCACCACUCCGGCCGCUGAUCGAGAACAUGGCCAACAAGCUGCCGUCCAAGGAGAACGCUUUGUUCCGCUCCAUUGUCAAAUGUUACGAGAUUAAGCAGUACAAGAAAGGCCUCAAGGCCGCGGAUGCAAUCUUGAAGAAGUUCCCCGACCACGGCGAGACCCUUGCCAUGAAGGGUUUGACGCUUAACUGCAUGGGAAAGAAGGAGGAAGCGUACGAGUUUGUCCGCCAAGGUGUGAAGCAGGACCUCAAGUCGCACGUGUGUUGGCACGUGUACGGAUUGCUGUAUCGAUCGGACCGAAACUACGCCGAAGCGAUCAAGUGUUACCGCCAAGCGCUUCGCAUCGACCCGGACAACAUUCAAAUCCUGCGCGACCUGUACCUGCAACAAGUCCAAAUGCGAGAUUUGAAGGGAUACGCUGAGACGCGCCGGCAGUUCCUUGCACUCAAGCCCACGAAUCGCAACAACUGGAUCGGGCUCGCGAUCGCGCACCAACUCAACGGCACGUACGACACGGCCAUCGACAUCCUUGACCAGUACAACGACACGUUGAGCCCGACGCGCGAAGGAACCUACGACGACAGCGAAAUGUACUUGUACCAGAACGAGUUGAUUGAAGAGAAGGGCGAUCUCGAACGGUGCCUGGCCCACCUCGAAACGAUCAAGCCGUUCGUGCUGGACACGUUGGUAUGGCGCCAGCGCAAGGCGGACAUGCUGGUCAAACUCGGCCAGUUCGACGACGCCGUGGCCAUCUACCAGGAACUCCUAGACAUCAAUGGAGACCACUACCAUUACCACCGCGGCAUCCAAGCCGCGCUCUGCCGUCGCCCCGACUGGCUGGCACUUAAGUCCGUUCCGUCUGCCACGGAAGCGCUGACCGCCGACGAAACAUCCGUGUUGCUGAACAUUUACCAAGGCAAUUCGUCCCCGACAUAUGCCCGGUUGUCGUUGGAUCUGUUGUCUGGCGCCGUGUUGGAAACGUCAUUGGACGAGUACCUGCGCCGCGGGCUCAAGAAGGGUAUCCCGUCGCUCGGAUCGGACAUCAAGGUGCUGUACACAGCGUCGACGAAGCGCGACAUUCUGUCCAAGUUGAUUGCAACGUAUUUAUCGGAAGAAGCGUCCACUGGGCCGUCUGAAUGGGUCUGGCGCCUGUACUUGGCGGCGCAACACUACGAUCGCCUGCGCGACAUUCCCCAGGCCCUCAAGUACAUCGACCUUUGCUUGAAGCACACGCCGACGGUGCUCGAAUUCUACCAAAAGAAGGCACGGAUUCUGAAACAUGCCGGCGACUACAACGCCGCCGCGACUGUUGUCGACCAAGGCCGGCGGUUGGACCUCGCCGAUCGAUACAUAAACAACAAAACGACCAAGUACUUGAUGCGCGCGAACCGCAUCGCUGAGGCCGAAAGCACCAUCGCGCUCUUCACGCGACACGAAGGUGACCCGCAGCAAAAUCUGUAUGACAUGCAGUGCAUGUGGUACGAACUGGCCGCCGGUGCGGCGCAGUUUCGCCAGCGCCACGCUGGCCCCGCGCUCAAGAAGUUUGCCGCGGUGGAAAAGCAUUUUAACGACUUCCUCGAUGACCAAUUUGACUUCCACUCGUACUGCAUGCGCAAGAUGACCCUUCGUGCGUACGUCCAAAUGCUACGAAUGUGCGAUACGUUGCUGGGCCAUCCCGUCUACGUCCAAGCUGCCCACGGCGCAAUUGCGGUGCAUGUGCAACGCCAUGACGAAUUGACGGCGCCCUCGCCGUCGGCGAAUGCCAGCGGUGCCAAGCUGAGUGCGGCCGACAAGGCCAAAGCCAAGCGCGCGGCUGCCAAGGCCCGGAAGGCCGAGUUCCAAAAGGCAGAGGAGGCCAAGGUUGCGUCCCAACUGCAGAAGGAGCAAGAAGCGCUGGAAAAGGCUGCCGACAAAACCAAAAAGAAGAACCAGAGCCGGCCCAAGGACGCCGUCGUGGACCCUGACCCGUUGGGCGAGCAACUGGUCGCCAAGUCGAACCUGGAAGAAGCGUGGCGCAUCGUCACUAUCUUGCAGCAAUACGCGCCAACCGACAUCCAAACCCAUGUGGCGGCAUUCGACGUCGCGUACCGACGGGAGAAGUGGCUGCUGUGUUUGCAAGCGCUGGUUGCAGCCCAUGCGAUCGAGCCAUCGCAUCCCAAGACGCUUGUCCGCCUGGUUCAAUUGUACACGAAGUCUGCGCCUACCUCUGGCAUCGUCGAGUCGUUGCUGCAAGAAGGCAAAUCGGUUCUAUUCCACGGCCUCAAGGACAUCGCAGCAGUUGUGAAAGACGCAGCGGCCAAGCACACGACGCUGGAGUGGCGGGUGGCGGUCGCGGAAGCGGCGUGCGUGGCUGAAGGAAGUGCCUCGCUGAAGGCCGAUGCGGUGACGUUGUGGCUGGAAGACAAGGGCAAAUCGUCGUUGGCAGUAUACGAAAACGCGGUUGCCGUCGUCAACAAGUACGGCUGCCAGAAGGACCAAGAUACGUUCAAGCAAACGGCCAAGACGUGGUUUCCGUAUGCUGCCCUCUUUGGCAACAAGUACGAGCUCACUCCAUAAAGACACGGAAAAGGAUAAGAGGUGGGGUCCACUCGCCACCGACAUUAUAGAGUCUGCUACGAGUUUCGUUCGUUGAGGCGACUCUAAGAGAGGCUUGCGAAAGUCAGCCAUGACUGAUCUGCCUGGCGGAUGUGACGCCAUUCAAGUGCUGGCUGGUGUACCCGGCCAUCUCGGUUGCUUCUUUCCGAUGGAAUAUGCCAGUGGAACGCAAA
Molecule: messenger RNA, 2789 nt
Organism: Aphanomyces invadans
Lineage: Eukaryota; Oomycota; Saprolegniomycetes; Saprolegniales; Verrucalvaceae
Exons: 9
Coding region: 49-2577 (842 amino acids)
Biological process (GO): N-terminal peptidyl-methionine acetylation
Cellular component (GO): cytoplasm
Molecular function (GO): protein binding; protein-N-terminal amino-acid acetyltransferase activity
Source: RefSeq, a predicted model, not a curated record